This is a messenger RNA of Pteronotus mesoamericanus, 7255 nucleotides long. RefSeq names its product adenosine monophosphate deaminase 2 (gene AMPD2). The record is from RefSeq and is a predicted model, not a curated record. The coding region runs from base 761 to 3046 and encodes 761 amino acids. The transcript is spliced from 19 exons. Gene Ontology annotation, cellular component: cytosol. Lineage: Eukaryota; Metazoa; Chordata; Mammalia; Chiroptera; Mormoopidae. Gene Ontology annotation, biological process: IMP salvage; AMP metabolic process. Gene Ontology annotation, molecular function: AMP deaminase activity.
UCGGCGGGGGUCGCACCUGUUGCGUGUCAUCCCCGCGAUCCAGCCGCGGCGAGCCGACCCCGAGCGCCCAGGGAGUGUGGAGCGAAGCCCAGGAGCGUUCUGGGUCCCACUUUACAGGGAGCACGUGGCCCGCCCGCCUCUCGAGUGCGGGGCUGGGGGUCUUCCGGGCCGGUGCGGCGGCCAAGGUCAGCGGGGGUCCGCAUCCUGCCAGCCGGCAAUUUUGAAAGACCUGCCUUACUUCCCCCAUCUGUGUGCCAGGGCAGGGGCAGUUGGAACGACUCGGCCGGGGUCUAGGUUCCAGCCCUCAUCCCCUCCCUCGCGACCCGGGCUUCCCAGCUGUGCCGAUCCCCUUCAGGGCUCGGGCAGCAUGGCCUCAGGCCUUGUGGCUAAGUAAAGACCACCCCCAUCUUGGUGACCAGGUCCAGUCAGUGCCCCCCUGCCCCAGCAGCUGUCUGUGCCGAUAGCCGCGGUCACCCGCCUCCUGUGUUGUCUUACGACACUGAAGAUGCUGGCCUGGCCUGUACUGUCCCGAGGGUUCGUGUUCUCUGUGCUCAGCUCUGUGCCAUCCAGAGGGUGCCUCUCCUGGGGCUAGACCUGUCACUUGCUACUUGUGGAUCAAAGCCUUGUGCGCCUCUCUGCCUGCUGAGGCAGUCCUUGCGACGCUCGGGGUGGGCUGGGGGUCCCUCCACUGCAGUCCGCCCGAUCCCUGCCAGGCCCCGCCCCCGGCCUCAAGCACUUCCCGCUGGACCUGCGCACGUCUAUGGAUGGCAAAUGCAAGGAGAUUGCUGAGGAGCUGUUCAGCCGCUCCCUGGCCGAGAGCGAGCUCCGCAGCGCCCCGUAUGAGUUCCCCGAGGAGAGCCCCAUUGAGCAGCUGGAGGAGCGGAGGCAGCGCCUGGAGCGGCAGAUCAGCCAGGAUGUCAAGCUGGAGCCGGACAUCCUGCUUCGGGCCAAGCAAGAUUUCCUGAAGACGGACAGUGACUCGGACCUCCAGCUCUACAAGGAGCAGGGUGAGGGGCAGGGAGACCGGGGCCUGCGGGAGCGCGACGUGCUGGAGCGGGAAUUCCAGCGGGUCACCAUCUCCGGGGAGGAGAAGUGUGGGGUGCCAUUCACAGACCUGCUGGACGCUGCCAAGAGUGUGGUGCGGGCCCUCUUCAUCCGGGAGAAGUACAUGGCGCUGUCCCUGCAGAGCUUCUGCCCCACCACCCGCCGCUACCUGCAGCAGCUGGCCGAGAAGCCCCUGGAGACGCGGGCCUACGAGCUGGGCCCCGACACCCCUGUGUCCGCCGAUGCCCCGGUGCACCCCCCGGUGCUGGAGCAGCACCCCUACGAGCACUGUGAGCCUAGCGCCAUGCCUGGGGACCUGGGCUUGGGUCUGCGCAUGGUGCGCGGCGUGGUGCAUGUCUACACCCGCAGGGAGCCCGACGAGCAUUGCCCCGAGCUGGAGCUGCCAUACCCUGACCUGCAGGAGUUUGUGGCUGACGUCAAUGUGCUGAUGGCCCUGAUUAUCAAUGGCCCCAUAAAGUCAUUCUGCUACCGCCGGCUGCAGUACCUGAGCUCAAAGUUCCAGAUGCACGUGCUGCUCAACGAGAUGAAGGAGCUGGCCGCCCAGAAGAAGGUGCCGCACCGGGAUUUCUACAACAUCCGAAAGGUGGACACGCACAUCCACGCCUCAUCCUGCAUGAACCAGAAGCACCUCCUGCGCUUCAUCAAGCGGGCGAUGAAGCGGCACCUGGAGGAGAUCGUGCACGUGGAGCAGGGCCGCGAGCAGACGCUGCGUGAGGUCUUCCAGAGCAUGAACCUCACCGCCUACGACCUGAGUGUGGACACACUCGACGUGCACGCGGACAGGAACACCUUCCAUCGCUUUGACAAGUUCAACGCCAAAUACAACCCUAUCGGGGAGUCUGUCCUCAGAGAGAUCUUCAUCAAGACGGACAACAGGGUUUCUGGGAAGUACUUUGCUCACAUCAUCAAGGAGGUGAUGUCGGACCUGGAGGAGAGCAAGUACCAGAACGCAGAGCUGCGGCUCUCCAUCUACGGGCGCUCGAGGGACGAGUGGGACAAGCUGGCACGCUGGGCUGUCACGCACCGCGUACACUCCCCCAACGUGCGCUGGCUCGUGCAGGUGCCUCGUCUCUUUGACGUGUACCGUACCAAGGGCCAGCUGGCCAACUUUCAGGAGAUGCUGGAGAAUAUCUUCCUGCCGCUGUUCGAGGCCACUGUGCACCCUGCCAGUCACCCGGAGCUGCACCUCUUCCUGGAGCAUGUGGAUGGCUUUGACAGUGUGGAUGAUGAGUCCAAGCCCGAGAACCACGUCUUCAACCUGGAGAGCCCCCUUCCAGAGGCUUGGGUGGAGGAGGACAACCCCCCCUACGCCUACUACCUAUACUACACCUUUGCCAACAUGGCCGUACUGAACCACCUGCGCAGGCAGAGGGGCUUCCACACGUUUGUACUGCGGCCGCACUGCGGGGAGGCCGGGCCCGUCCACCACCUGGUGUCGGCCUUCAUGCUGGCCGAGAACAUCUCGCACGGGCUGCUGCUGCGCAAGGCCCCAGUCCUGCAGUACCUGUAUUACCUGGCCCAGAUUGGCAUCGCCAUGUCCCCGCUCAGCAACAAUAGCCUCUUCCUCAGCUACCACCGCAACCCGCUGCCUGAGUACCUGUCCCGCGGCCUCAUGGUCUCGCUUUCCACCGACGACCCCCUGCAGUUCCACUUCACCAAGGAGCCGCUGAUGGAAGAAUACAGCAUCGCCACCCAGGUGUGGAAGCUCAGCUCCUGUGACAUGUGCGAGCUGGCCCGCAACAGUGUGCUCAUGAGCGGCUUCUCCCACAAGGUGAAGAGCCACUGGCUGGGACCUAACUACACCAAAGAGGGCCCCGAGGGCAAUGACAUCCGUCGCACCAAUGUGCCCGACAUCCGCGUGGGCUACCGCCACGAGACCCUGUGCCAGGAGCUGGCCCUCAUCACGCAGGCCGUCCAGAGCGAGACGCUGGAGACGAUCCCGGAGGAGCCCGGCGCCGCCGUGAGCCCGGGGCCCCAGUGAGCCCGGCCCCCGCGGCGCCCCCGCCCCCAGCUCCUCCAUCGCUCGCGUUUUGUCCUUGGACCCUCCUGCCCCAUGUGGUCUCUGCAUGUGUUGUUCUCCUUUGUCUGUCCUGCAUGUCUCACCCCCAUCUGUCUCUGUGCCUCCCCAGGGAGAGCCGGGCCCAGGGUGUGCCCCACCCUUUCUUGGCUCAGGUGGCACCCGGUGGCCUGAGUUUGAGCGCCGCCCUGUUGGUGGCCCUGUCCCAAGAGCUUCUGAAACCUGGCUAGGGUGGUUGUGAGGGGCUGGCCCCUCCAGCCUGUGGAGUCGUGCCCAGGCAAGUCUGAGCUCCAGCCAUGGCUUGAGUUUGAGCCCCCGUCUCGUUGACGCAGCCGAGGGACUGUCGGAGGGGGGCCUGUGUCCACCCGCUGAGGGCCCGGGGCUGUGAGGGCAGGGGGCGGGCUGAGAGCGGGUGUAGCGCUGGCGCCCUGGACUUGGGCCUCGGAGGUGCUGGGCUGCCGCCUCUGCCGGGUCCCUGCCCGGCAGCCCUCGCUGUCCUUCCUCCUGUCCGCGUGCCCUGGGGCCCGCGUCCUGUGCCUCUGUGGGAGGGGGCAGCCGCCCUGCGCCGCCGCCCCUGCGCCACGUCCGGGGCACUGCAGCUGGAGGGUCCCGAAUCUGCCACCAGCCCUCAGGGUGGUGUCCCCAGCGUGGUCCCUAGAGUUUUAACCAGACCUGGAUCCCAGCAGGUCCACUGUGUUGUUUUCCGGACCGAGGCCUUUGCUGUGAAAUGCAGUGUUUCAUACAAUCCCACCUUUCCUAGUGCAUGAGAAAUAAAGAUUAUUUAAGUAAUGAGGCAGGCGGGGUCUCUGUUGGGAGAGGGGGAGCCGGGGUGGGGGCGCUGAGGCUGAGGCCUGGAGCUUCUUGGGUGCGGGGGACAGCGGAUUCUGAGGGGAGCCCCUGGGCUUGGCUGAUGCGGGCUUGUGCACGUGGAAGCGGCGGGAGAGGGGAGAGGCCCACCGGCGGCCCGCCUCCUGGCCCGGGGCCCUCACCCAGCCUGCUCCCUCUGAAGGGGACACAUGCCCUCGACAGGGACCGCCCUGCCUGCACUUACAGGCAGACCUGGGCCCAUGGUUGUCACACUCUGUGGAUGUCACCAGCUUCUGGGAGCUUGUUUAAAAUGCCCUCAGACUCCGAUUCAGUGAGGGGACGGUGUGGUGCAGGGAUCCAACCAACUUGGCUUCCGUCCCAUGGUUAGUACACGGUUUCUGGCUCACCUCCAAGGAGGGAAGUGGAGAGCGUCCUGGGUCCCGGCUGGCACCGAGAAGCCUGCGGCCGCUGCGGCGUGUGCGGUGAAUGCCAGGCUGGCUGCUGUAGAAGCGACUGGCCCUAGAACAGCCUGAGCCUAAGUAAUUGAGGGCCUGCUGAGGGAGCCGGCCCCUUUGUCCUGUCAGCUUGCUCGGCCAGCCUGCUGGGUCCCUGCGCUAGCUCCUGCUGUGACACUCGCUCUGUGUGCCCCCCCAGCCCCCCGUGGAAGCUCUCCGGAUGCUCCUGCUUCCUGAGGGCUCCCAGAGGGUCAGGCUUGCUUCUGGCCAAGACCCAGCGUCCUUCAGUCUGCAGAAGGCUCCUCUUGCCGAUUUCUUGUAGCCAUUUACGUAUCAGAACGGAGUGUUAGGGCUGGAUGAGGAGCUGGAGACUGUACAGCGCUGGCUGGUUUCUGUUGGGGACACAGGAGGCGCACGCACAUGGCGCAUGGCCGGGGAGCUCAGCACCCAGGGCUCCUCCGUCUGAAGGGCACACUUUUCUAAGGUGCAGGGAACUCACUUUUCAAGGAGGUCUCUGCCCAUAACAAUAAAAACGUGCUGUGUCUCCUCUUCAUUUGUACAAUGAAGAGGAUUAGAGGAUCUUUCUAGAAGGCGGCAAGAACUGCCUGCCUCCCAUGCCAGCACUUAGGACCACAAGGACCCCUGUAUUCACUCAUUGAGUUUGUCGUGGCAUGGAAAGCUUCGUGCCACGUCCUCGUCCUCGUCAUCUGUGCGGUCUUCCCAGUGUGGGCUGAGACCCGCCCUAGGAACACUACUGAUUUAAAGAGUUUCUUUGCAAACUCCUUGCUUUAAAAAAAAAAAAAAAAAAAAUUCUGGAUUUUUUUGGUUCUCUGAAAUUUCUCCUUCAGACGUUUAUGAGAGGAAGUAAUUUUAAAACAGUAUGGCCUUAAUAUUUUUUCUUAUCUGAAAAAGAGUAAUUUUCAUUGCAGAAAUUUGGAAAAUAGUAACAAAACUUGGAACAAGCCAAAAACUCUGCUCAUCGAGCAAUAUUAACAAAUAUUUGCUGAUCAUCUGCAUGCUUGAGAUACAUGUUUUAAAAUAUAUUUAUAACCCUGGUCAGUGUGGCUUGGUUGGGUGUCGUCCCUUAACUGAAAGGUUGUGGGUUCGAUUCCCGGUCUGAGCCGCCCACACGCGGUGAGUGUGAUCCUGGUGUGGACGCAUACAGGAGGUGACCAAUUGGUGCUUCUCUCGCAUUGGUGUUUCUCACCCUUCCUCUCUAAAAAGCGAUGAAAAAUGCCCUUGGGAGAGGGUAAAAACAUACAUAUAUAUUUCUUUCAGUUCUUUUUUCUUUAAAUCCUCACCGAAGGACACUCCUUCAUUGCUUUUAGAGUGAGGAAGAGAAGGAGAGAGAACCCUCAAGUGGUUGCCUUCAUGUACGUGGGGGAUCGAACCCGCAACCUGGCUAUGUGUCCUGACGGGGACUUGAACCACCCGCAGACUGUCCGCCAAUGGGAUGAUGCUCCAACCAACUGAGCCACCCUGGCCAGGGCUAUGUUUCUUUCAGCUCUUUUUUUAAAAAGGCAUUUUUGAGUUGAGAUAUAUGUAUAAUUUUGUGGUGGUAAAAUAUUUUAACAUCUUUCCAUAUGUCAUUGCAAUAGUGUUUAUAAAUAUGACUCUUACCUGCGGCUCACUGUCCCAUGGUGGGCCUCACCGUGACCUGCACCCACAGCCCUUUUUGGUUGAGAGCAACUACGGCCCUAAUGUGACUGACAGUGUUCGCUCCGGAGCCACUCUGCUUGGUGGCUGUGUGACCUUGCGCAAGUUACCUCCCCUCUCUGUGCCUCCAGGGGGCUGGUGAGGAUCCAAGUGCCCCAGCUUCUGUGGGGGGCGGCAGAGCUGCAGCCAAGGCCUGGGAAAUGAAGCCCUGAAAGGAAAACUCUGGGGGCCGCAAAAUAGGAAAAGGACAACAUCACGCUGGAUAAGUGUUUAAAUGCCUUCUGAAAGCUGCAUGCCUUCUGUAAUAUUUGUCAAGUUGAGAAUCCACAGAAAUGUCACAUGGGAAAACAAUUUGUAAAUUGGGUUUUUGGCCAGAGCUCCAGAGUACGCAGGAUGAUUGAAGAGAAAUCAUAAGACAAAAAAAUGAAAAAUUAAAAAAGCGAGAGAGAAACAAGAAAUCGUAGCCCACAGUAAAUUAAAUGAGUUAUUCAUCGUGCAAAUUCAUAAAAGCCCUUUUCUGUUGAGAGCCAAGAAGAGUUAUAUUUAAUGAGGGAAUGUGGGUACAUUUUAACUUUUGUUCCAAGGGGGCGGGACCUCGGAGAAUCCCAGGCAGGUCUGUGAAGGGCUGACACGGGCUGUCCUCAGCUCUCGGGGCCGGGGCCGGGGCCGGGGCCAGCUCAGCCUGCGGUCCAGCCUGCCCCCGGCACACCCCCUGCCUCCCUAACCAGGCUGGACAGCUUCAGAGUGUCUAGUAUUCAGACAUCUGUGCACUGACUGUGUGGCUGGAGGGUCUGGCUCCAUUUAGCAGAUAAACACCUGGAUCUGAAACCUGAGCGUUUCAUUUAUUAUUGGGGUGAGCCCCCCUGCUCUGCCAUCGCAGGUUUGGGGUGCUGUGCAAAGGAGAGAGAGUACAACCUGUCCCCAGUCUUGCACAUAGAGCCAGGAGUCAAAGCCACAUCUCUUUGACCCCAAAUUCCAAGCGCAAGCGGAGGCGAGCGUCUCUGGAGGACCGGCGAACUCCGGGAUCCUGAGAGGCCGCGCUGCCUGGGAGAUCCGAAUUCCUCAUCACUGAGGCAUGGCGACCUCCGGCCGCUGAGGUGACAGAUCUUGUCAAGGGGAAGAGGAGCACUUGGGACAGUCCCCACAGCAGGCUGCCUGGGUCAGCCCUUUGAGUGACCCGUCUCGACUAGCCGCCUGCAUUUUCUUUCUGUAGGGACGGCAGGACCAUCCUGUGUUUGGCACUGCCCACCCGCUG